This is a messenger RNA of Capsicum annuum, 1078 nucleotides long. Its product is annotated as plastidic glucose transporter 4-like. Gene Ontology annotation, biological process: transmembrane transport; carbohydrate transport. The coding region runs from base 404 to 889 and encodes 161 amino acids. Gene Ontology annotation, cellular component: membrane. Gene Ontology annotation, molecular function: carbohydrate:proton symporter activity. NCBI's taxonomy places the organism in Eukaryota, Viridiplantae, Streptophyta, Magnoliopsida, Solanales, Solanaceae. The transcript has 6 exons. The record is from RefSeq and is a predicted model, not a curated record.
UUUUUUAAUGUGAAAUAUAGCUUCAAUUGACUACUAUCCUAGUUUGCUGAUUCCCGAGCUGCUGGAUAGAGGGUCAGCUUCUUUAGGAAGCUUUUGCUCUGUCACAGAGUUAAUGUUUUGGCUGUGUUAGGGAAAGCAACUAUAUGGCAAGCCUUGUUCAGUUGUAAUAUUUCUUACAGUUUACUUCCUUUGAUUUCUUAUCUAGAUAUAAGAGUACCAGCUUUUUAGUUGAUUGCUUUUAUUAGGAUGGAUUGUUAGCACAGUUCUUGCUGGCGCCUUUGUUGGUUCAUUUACUGGGGGAGCUCUGGCUGAUCAAUUUGGUCGAACAAAGACAUUUAUAUUGGAUGCAAUUCCACUUGCAGUUGGUGCGUUUCUAUGUACCACUGCACAGAGUGUUCAGGCUAUGAUCAUUGGUCGCUUACUUACUGGAAUUGGCAUUGGCAUCUCAUCUGCUAUUGUGCCACUUUACAUAUCCGAGAUCUCACCCACGGAAAUUCGCGGCACACUUGGAACUGUCAAUCAGCUAUUCAUUUGCAUUGGAAUUCUUGCUGCAUUAGUGGCUGGAUUGCCUUUGUCUGGAAAUCCUUUGUGGUGGAGAACAAUGUUUGGUAUAUCACUUAUUCCAUCUGUUUUACUUGCACUAGGAAUGGCAUUUUCUCCAGAAAGUCCUCGGUGGCUCUAUCAGCAAGGGAGAAUUUCUGAAGCUGAGACAUCUAUUAAAAGGCUAUAUGGUAAAGAAAGAGUUGCUGAGGUUAUGGUGAUCUGGAAGAUGCUUCUCAGGGUUCUUCAGAACCAGAUGCUGGGUGGCUUGAUCUUUUUAGUAGCCGUUACUGGAAAGUUGUUAGCAUUGGUGCAGCUAUGUUCUUGUUCCAGCAGUUGGCCGGGAUAAAUGCUGUUGUCUAGUAUUCCAAGAAUUAGUAGAUGAAGUUGUUUUAGACCUCUAUAGUUCUAGCUAAAUUUGGAUGGAACUGUUAGUAGCUCCUCUUUUUGAGACUUUGUUGCAAGCCUAUCCUAUCAGUGCUGUUCUCAUGUGAUAACUCCUUGCCUCAAUAAUGUCAAGCAAAGUAUUUUGUACAAA